CGCCACUUCCCGUUCCGUUUCGAAGAUGGCAGCCCACUGAUGUAAACAUGCGUGCUGCUUAUCCACAAGCCAAGAGGAGUUAGAAAAAUUAAAACUUGUGGCAUGUUUUCUACUUACGGUGUCGUGUGGUAGUUUUUAAUUUGUCGUUCAGUUCCAGCGAAUGAUUAAUAAACCAUCACGGUUCCUCUUUAGUUUGAGUUUAUUUAGUUUGAGGUGAUUUUACAGCCAUGCCUGCUCAGACCAUCUUCGUGAAGUCUUUACCAGCUUCAGCUUCAAAUGAACGCCUGGAGGAAAUCUUCUCAGAAAUAGGUCCAGUAAAGCAAUGCUUCGUGGUCAGAGAGAAAGGGACGGAGAAAUGUCGCGGGUUUGGUUUUGUCACAUAUUCUAUGGAGGAGGAUGCUCAGCGAGCCAUGAAGGAAAUCAAAGACUACGAGGGACAGAGGCUUUCUCUUUCAGUCGCCAAAAGGAAAAUAACCGACAGAGAAAAGAGAAAAGCAGCAGCCAAAGAACAACCAGCUCCUCCUCCUCCUCCUCCUCCAGCUAAAGACAACGAGCAGAAAUUAAAAGGCUUCAGGAAAACCAGUCUGAAGUCCAGACUCAUCAUAAGGAACCUGAGUUUUAAGUGCUCAGAAGACGACCUGAAGCAAGUUUUUUCCAAGUUUGGAACCGUUCUUGAGUCAAAAAUUCCCCUCAAACCUGAUGGGAAGAUGCGAGGUUUUGCGUUUGUCCUUUUUAAAAAUGUGUGCGAGGCCUCAAGAGCGCUUAAUGCUCUGAACCUCAAGGAGAUCAAAGGCCGACAGGUGGCAGUGGACUGGGCGGUUCCCAAGGACAAGUUUGUUGCCACUCAGCAAUCCUCCACCACAGAAAACAAGAAUACUGAAGAGACGACAGCAAAACAGUCCGACGCAGAGACUGACCCCGAAGAAGACGAGGAAGAGACGAUACAAGAAGCACCUGGCAAGAAAAAAGCCCCUGCAAAAGCAGCUGUUCAGAAGGAGGAAGAAUCCCAAUCAGAAGAUGAAGAUGAUGAUGAGAGCCAGGACAGUGAGGAGGAGGAGGAUGAGGAGGAGGAGGAGGAUGAUGUGUCCCAGGAGGAAGAAGAAAAUAGUGAUGAGGAUAAAGAUGAUGAUAAAGAUGAUGAUGAAGAUGACGAUAAGAGUAAUCUUGAUUCAAGUGAUGAUGAAGAAGACAGCGAGGAUGAAGAUGAUGAUGAGGAUGACCUAAAAGCCAAAAAGAAAACCGCGAGAAAACUUCUCCCGUCCGACGUGCAAGAGGGCAGGACCAUUUUCAUCAGGAAUCUGUCUUUUGACACAGAGGAGGAGGGUCUUGAGGAAGUUCUCCUUCGCUACGGAGAGCUCAACUACAUAAAGAUCGUUGUCCACCCAGAUACAGAGCAUUCAAAAGGUUGUGCGUUUGCUCAGUUUAAGACGAAAGAGGCUGCAGACAAAUGCAUAGCUGCAGCAGAGGAGGAGGCAGAGAACGGUGGCAUCCGCUUGGAUGGCAGGAAGCUGUUUGUAGUGGCAGCAGUGAGCAGAGAAGAUGCCGCCAAGCUGAAAGUGAACAAAGUGAAAGUUGAAUCAGGCACCAGAAACCUGUACCUGGCCAGAGAGGGAUUGAUCCGUGCUGGCACCAAGGCUGCAGAGGGCGUUCCAGAAGCAGACAUGAUUAAAAGAACCAGAUUUGAAGAAAUAAAGAGGACAAAGCUUCAGAGCAUCAGUGUGUUUGUGUCAAAGAAUCGUCUGUGUAUCCAUAACCUGCCCAAGUCAGUGGACAAUAAAAAACUCCGAGCGCUCUGCCUCCAAGGAGUGAAAAGCAGCAAAGGAGUCCGCAUCCCAGAGUGUCGGGUGAUGUAUGACAGGAAGCCAGAGAAGGGUCAGGCGAUGGGACAGUCGUUGGGUUACGGCUUUGUUCAGUUCGACGAGCACGAGCACGCUCUCAGCACGCUGCGUUACCUCAACAACAACCCCGACAUCUUUGGCCCAAACAAGAGACCUAUUGUUGAGUUCUCCCUGGAAGACUCGAGGAAACUCAAAAUAAAAGAGUUGCAAAAACAAAAGAACAAGGAGUUCCUUCAAAAGCAGAAAUCUCAAGGAGGUGCCAAACCUCAGCCCAACACAUCUGAAGGUGGAAAUAAAGCUCACUCCUCAUCACAGCAGACUAAAAGGCAGAACGCUCUUCCUCAGCAACCGAGAAAAGACAGAAACUAUUACGGCUUCCAGACCAAACCUGAGGUCGAGCACGUCAGUUUAGAAAACGGGAAGAAACGAAAGAAGGUCCUGACUUUUCCUUCCCACCAUGGACCCAAGAUCAGAAUGCGUGACAAAGGAAAACAAAAGGCUCCGCCACCCAACAAAACAAGGCCUGGAAUCAGCAGGAAAGAGACUCAAAAACGGCAGAUGGAAAAGCCCACACAGUCCAGAAACCAGGCUAAACAAGCGAAGAAGCAAUUCAAGAGGAGGGACGGGGACCGCUUUGACAGCCUGGUGCAGCAGUACAAGAAGAAACUGAUGGGGAACAGUGACAAUAACACCAACAUGAAGAGAAACAAGUGGUUUAAUAGUUAAUACUGUAUGUGUGUUUUUGUGUAUGUACGUGUGUGUGUGUGUGUGUGUGAGAGAGACAGUGAGAGAAAGAGAAAACGAAAGUAAGGCCACCUCCUCUGUGUCCAUCCUUUAGGUUUCAACUGAAGCACAGCAGACGUCUCGUACUAGUUGUGUGUUUUGUAAUGGACGGGAUGUUUUGCUCAUUAGUUAGAUUUAACUUCCUGUCGUCCUCCUCUGUAAUCAAUUCUACCACAAGUUUCAGAUUGAUCCAAGUGUAAUUAUAUUUUGUGUGUACAUGACUUCUUUUGAAAAUAUACUAAAAACCCUUGUUUUUUUGUUUUAAA
Labrus bergylta (ballan wrasse) is the source of this 2887-nucleotide messenger RNA. RefSeq names its product RNA binding motif protein 28 (gene rbm28). Gene Ontology annotation, molecular function: mRNA binding. The record is from RefSeq and is a predicted model, not a curated record. NCBI's taxonomy places the organism in Eukaryota, Metazoa, Chordata, Actinopteri, Labriformes, Labridae. Gene Ontology annotation, cellular component: nucleolus.